AAACGAAAACAUCUAGAGAGGUUUAAUUCAUACGCAAAAAACGGAAGUGGGGAGUGGAGUGGCGACGCUCAAUGGACCAAAACGGCGUCGUAGCUUUUCGCCACCGUCGUUCGCCGUCCUCCGAUCGAUUUCUCGGCGUAUUAUCUCCACCGCAGACUGAUAGUAAUGUCGCCGGCGAUGAGCUUAACGAAGAUGAUGUUUUCUGGACCGGAGACUUCACUGAACCUCAGCGCAGCUCUACUUCCCCUGCUUCUUCAAACAGUCUCCGGCGGCAAACCUUCCGUCAUCCGGAGAAAUUCGGUAUUCUCGCUGCAUUGUCUGAGGAUCAACGGAAACUUAACCGUCCGGUUGUUUAUCGGAAAACUUCGAUAAUUUCCUCACCUUCGCCGCAGAUGUCGUCUUCGCCGAUGUCGUCUUCGCGAGCUUUUCCGAUGAUUCCGAAGCCUCCAUUGGAUAGAGAAAAUAGCUAUAACCGUAAUAACUAUUCACAAACGAUGCCGGUGAGGAAGUUCCAACACUCGGCUCCAGUGAACAUCCCGAUGAUGCCGAAGAAGGCGACGCCGAGAAACGACAAGCUUGCUGACGUGGAAAUCGAUGACGAUGAGGGCGGCGACGAUGAGAUGCUUCCGCCUCAUGAGAUCGUAGCCAGAGGAGGAUCCUCUAGAUCACCUAAAACCACGUUUUCGGUGCUCGAAGGCGUCGGAAGAACACUCAAAGGGAGAGAUCUUCGUCAAGUUCGAAAUGCUGUUUUUCGCCAAACAGAGCCCUAUGCUUCGGCCAUUGGAACCUUGUUGCAUCAUUAGGUUCUUUAUUCUACUGGUGCCUUUAUUUUCUAUUUUCAUUUCAUGAGGCAAUUGAAAGAAAGUAACCCAGUGUAUCUGAAGGGACAGUGGCAGUAGUUUGAUGGUUUUUAUUUGCCUUCUGAUUGUUGUGAUCAUUAAUAUCUCUGAUCAGGCCGAAUGAGUAACUCUGAUCAGGCCAAGGAGAGGAGCAUGGUUUUUGAUCCUUUGUAACUUGGAUGAUGCAAAAAAGUCAGGUAAUUUUUUCGCCGCCCUAGCCUUUGUUAGAGUUAUAUGGUACCUUACUAGGUAGGAUACAAAUACUUAGUGCAAUAGUUGAGCAACAUGCAAGUACAAGGUAUUUGAUACCUUUUUUCAAUGAGGAGUUAUUUGAUACCUUUAUGAGGAAGGAUACAAAUACUUAGUGAAGUAGUUGAGAUACAUUCAAGUUGAUUUGAAUGCUAUGAUAUCUAUAAAAGA
Molecule: messenger RNA, 1259 nt
Organism: Nicotiana attenuata
Lineage: Eukaryota; Viridiplantae; Streptophyta; Magnoliopsida; Solanales; Solanaceae
Exons: 2
Coding region: 72-803 (243 amino acids)
Source: RefSeq, a predicted model, not a curated record